Ilex paraguariensis (yerba mate) is the source of this 2544-nucleotide messenger RNA. The record is from the annotation of a GenBank genome assembly. NCBI's taxonomy places the organism in Eukaryota, Viridiplantae, Streptophyta, Magnoliopsida, Aquifoliales, Aquifoliaceae.
CGUUUCGGAAGCAAAAAGAGAGGAUUUUGAUUUAUUGGAGGCUUUGAAGGUGCUUGGGAUUCAAAUUUUCGAGUAAAGAGAGAAGUUUAUAUCUAUCAGCAUAAUGUUAGAUCUGUUUCAUUGACUCAAAAACUCUACUCUGUACUCUCUCUCUCUCUCUGUGCGUGUGUGUGUUCUCUGAUUCAAACUUUUUUCUUUUUUGUGUAUGAAAUGUUUGUGUUUUAUUUGAGUGGAGCCGCGAAUGAUGUGAUUCCCAAAUGGGUUUGGAUUUCUUGAAUAGCUGUAGUUUUAAUAGUGACAUAGACUAUGAGUUUCUAAUCGUUGGGUUGAGUUGAAAAAUGUGUAAACUUGAUAAGAGAAUUAGAUAAGCAAACAAAUGGGACUUGGGGUUCAAUAUAGUUUGUUUGUAUGUAUGUAUGUUCACUGGAGAGAUAAACGAAAAGAACAUAAAUAUUAUACUUCCUUUAUUUGUUCGUCACUAUUGCAAUUUUUGAUAGAAUAAAGGGUAGCUUUGUACCAUUGGCUUAAUUCUGGAUGGAAAUAAAUAUAUUUUCUGUAAGCUCAUUUGCUUCUCGAGUAUGUUUUUUGUCCUCCUUGAGAAGAAUAGCUAAUAAUUUGAUUCUGUUUUUCUACUACUAGUUUUGGACGUAAAUUUUUGAUGCUAUCGACACGAUUUAAGCUAAACCUUUUUCUAUUUCACCUGAUUCAUGAUGUAUCAUAGUGUUCAUGAAAAAGAAUUAACAAGUUACACAGUGACAAUUAAAAGAUGUCAAUUGGCUCUUCAACUUGAAGCUCGAAUCUCUUUGGCUGCACAAUUGCAAGUGACCUCAGUUCAUCAUUGGAAUUCAAAUCCCUCCAAAUGUGGUUUAAGCAUACAAAGAGAAUCCAGUGAACAGAGUUCUAAACCAUACAACUCCUUCCACUAAUUUGUGCUUUAUUUAAUAGUUUGAUUUGUGUUUUAAUUUUAUAUAAAGCAAUAGUAUAGCUAGAGGGAGAACGUGUGUGUGUGUGAGAGAGAAUGACUAGUAAUAUCUAAUGUAAAGAUGUUUUUACACUUUUUCAACCUUAUUAUUUUUUUGCCAAAUUUAAUUGUGUCAUUGGCUGGACUUUGGGUCCAAAUCAUUAAACUAAGUUUUUUUUUUUUUUUAUGGUUAAAAUUAUAAUUGGGAUUUUUUUGACUCAAUUUUUAUGGGUUUAAAUUUUUUGUAUGGACUAUGUUAUAUAGACUUAUAAAUUUGGGGCCUCUAUUUAAAUUGGGGCCUAAAGCCCAUGCUUUAGUGCCUUAUGUAUGGGCCGGCCUUGCAUGGGAUCUAUGAUACACUUCCAAUCUUUCAUUUCUAAUUUCUUUUUUCUUUUAUUUUCUCAACAAUCAAACUAUGAUUUAUGCAUUUCUAAUAUUUCAGUAGGGCAAUGUUUGGUGGGCUGAGAAAACAAAGGAAAAGAAAUCUGUGUUUUGACAUUGUCUGUUGUCCAGUUUCCAAGCAAAUCAUCUAAAUAAUUGUACAAGGAUGAGUUGAGUUUGCUAUUUCGGUUUUGCAAACAGCUUGCCAAUAAUUAGUGGUUGAUCUACACUUGUGGGAGUUUUAGUAGGUAAUGUUUGAUAAUCUGUUUUUGGUCUGGGAAGGAAGUAAUUCUUGUGUUAAUUAAUUCCAGCGGUUGAUUGAAAGGGACUUGCAUCAUUAUUUGAGUAAAAGAAUGGCAUCAAUGGGGAGACCGACGCCAUCUCUGAAGAGACGUGAUUCAAUGGUAUCAAAAGAAGGGGAUCAGCUGAUUAUAACCCCUUUAGGGGCUGGCAGUGAAGUGGGUCGGUCCUGCGUUUACAUGUCUUACAAAGGAAAAACUGUUAUGUUUGACUGUGGAAUUCAUCCUGGGUACUCAGGCAUGGCUGCUUUGCCCUACUUUGAUGAAAUUGAUCCUUCAAUCAUUGAUGUUCUUCUUGUUACCCAUUUUCACUUGGAUCAUGCUGCAUCCCUUCCAUAUUUCCUGGAGAAGACGACAUUCAAAGGGCAGGUUUUUAUGACACAUGCAACAAAGGCUAUCUACAAGUUGCUUUUGUCUGAUUACGUGAAAGUGAGCAAAGUUUCAGUUGAAGACAUGUUGUACAAUGAACAAGACAUUCUUCGCUCCAUGGAUAGAAUAGAGGUUAUCGAUUUCCAUCAGACUUUAGAAGUAAAUGGUAUCCGGUUCUGGUGUUACACUGCUGGCCAUGUCCUUGGUGCUGCCAUGUUCAUGGUCGACAUUGCUGGUGUUCGAGUCCUGUACACUGGAGACUACUCACGUGAAGAAGACCGGCAUCUUCAAGCUGCUGAGCUCCCACAGUUCUCCCCCGACAUUUGCAUUAUUGAAUCCACUUACGGUGUUCGACUUCAUCAACCGCGCCAUAUUCGAGAGAAGCGCUUCACGGAGAUCAUUCACUCAACCCUUUCACAAGGAGGUCGUGUCCUAAUCCUAGCAUUUGCCCUUGGCCGUGCACAAGAACUCCUCCUGAUCCUUGAUGAAUAUUGGUCAAACCAUCCUGAACUCCAUAACAUUCCCAUAUACUAG